This is a messenger RNA of Zygotorulaspora mrakii, 1026 nucleotides long. It is a transcript of the gene RFC4, whose product is annotated as replication factor C subunit 4. NCBI's taxonomy places the organism in Eukaryota, Fungi, Ascomycota, Saccharomycetes, Saccharomycetales, Saccharomycetaceae. The record is from RefSeq and is a predicted model, not a curated record. Gene Ontology annotation, molecular function: DNA binding; ATP binding; ATP hydrolysis activity. Gene Ontology annotation, cellular component: DNA replication factor C complex; Rad17 RFC-like complex; nucleus. The transcript has a single exon. Gene Ontology annotation, biological process: DNA-templated DNA replication; DNA repair. Bases 1 to 1026 code for a protein of 341 amino acids.
AUGAUAAUCUGCUUUAAUCGAAUAAGAAGGGAAUCCUACUUACUAGCUGGCUUAUGGGCAAUGCCAAAACUUGAAUUGACGUUGCAAUUACCAUGGGUGGAAAAAUAUCGUCCCCAUUUGUUGAAAGAUAUCGUAGGGAAUGAAGAAACGGUUCAAAGACUAGAGCUGAUUGCACAAGAUGGUAACAUGCCACAUAUGAUCAUUUCUGGGCUGCCUGGUAUUGGUAAAACUACAUCAGUUCACUGUCUUGCACACGAGCUGUUAGGUGAUGCAUAUUCGCAAGCAGUACUAGAACUGAAUGCUUCAGAUGAUAGAGGUAUCGAUGUUGUUAGAAAUCAAAUCAAGCACUUUGCUCAGAAAAAAUGCCAUUUGCCAUCUGGAAAGCACAAGAUCAUUAUACUGGAUGAAGCGGACUCCAUGACUGCGGGCGCUCAACAGGCUUUAAGGAGAACCAUGGAAUUGUAUUCAAAUACCACCAGAUUCGCGUUUGCCUGUAAUCAAUCCAACAAGAUUAUAGAACCGUUGCAAAGCAGAUGCGCAAUCUUACGGUAUUCCAAAUUAUCAGAUGAACAAGUCCUGAAAAGAUUAUUGGAAAUUAUCAAGGAAGAAAAUGUUCAAUACACAAAUGAUGGCUUAGAAGCAAUUAUAUUCACAGCAGAAGGCGAUAUGAGGCAAGCAAUUAACAACUUGCAGAGUACAGUUGCAGGUCAUGGUUUAGUCAAUGGUGACAAUGUAUUUAAGGUCGUUGACUCCCCACAUCCUCUCGUUGUGAAGAGAAUGCUUCUGGCUCCAACUUUAGAAGAGUCUAUAUCUCAUUUAAAGAACGAUCUCUGGGAUAAGGGUUACUCUCCUGUGGAUAUUGUUACCACAUCUUUCCGUGUUUCAAAAACUUUGUAUCAACUUAAGGAGUCUCAAAGACUAGAAAUGAUAAAGGAGAUCGGCAUCACUCACAUGCGAAUUCUGGAAGGUGUAGGCACCUAUUUACAACUGGCAAGUCUCCUGGCGAAAAUACAUAGACUUAAGUAA